Messenger RNA from Malania oleifera, 4206 nucleotides. Its product is annotated as PH, RCC1 and FYVE domains-containing protein 1. The record is from RefSeq and is a predicted model, not a curated record. The transcript is spliced from 9 exons. Gene Ontology annotation, molecular function: metal ion binding. The coding region runs from base 540 to 3815 and encodes 1091 amino acids. Lineage: Eukaryota; Viridiplantae; Streptophyta; Magnoliopsida; Santalales; Ximeniaceae.
GUAGUAUUAAGAGAUUGGAGAAACAUGCAGCCACUCCCAACUGAGCCACGUGUCAAUACAUUCGGGACAUUUGUAGAAGGUCAAAGAAGCGCACCAAAAUCGCCUCCUUCCCUUGGAGCUGCAAACGUUCCUCGUCAUUUUGCUUUCCCUCUCUGUCGGUUUUCCUCCUCUCUCUCUCCCUCUCUCUCUCUCUCCAUACUCUCUCUAGAUCGCGAAACUUGGAUAUGCAUUGCGGUCAACAGAUCUCGCUCGAUGAAAUUUGUCGAACAAAUUCUGAUUUGCUUGAUUUCAUGAUGAUUAUUCACAGAAAUAUUUCAAGUUAAAGCGGUUGAUUUUCGUGAUUUGAAGAAAGAUUACUUAUUUGUUGUUCGUUUAUGAAACAUUGCCUUUAGCUUGAAGAAUUGGGAAUUUUGAUGAUAGGCCAAAGUAAAAUAGAUAUACAUCUAUGAAGACUGGGGCACGGAAGUCGCCGCACCUGAUGCAGUUAGUUGAGACGCGGACGCUUCUUCGGCGGUUUCCGUACGAUUGUUUCAGAUGGAAUGGCAGAUCCUGUUAGUUAUGGGAAUUCUGAGCGUGACAUCGAGCAAGCACUUAUUGCUUUGAAAAAGGGUACCCAGUUAAUAAAGUAUAGCAGAAAAGGAAAGCCUAAGUUUUGUCCUUUCAGAAUUUCUACGGAUGAAAAAACAUUGAUCUGGUUCUCGCACGGAGAAGAAAGGAAUUUGAAAUUAUCUUCAGUGGCACGAAUUAUCCCUGGACAAAGAACUCCUGUGUUUAGAAGGUAUUUGCGCCCUGAAAAGGAUUACUUGUCAUUUUCACUUCUAUAUAACAACGGUGAAAGAUCUCUUGAUCUGAUCUGCAAGGACAAAGUUGAAGCAGAGGUUUGGUUUGCUGGCCUCAAGGCUUUAAUUUCUAGUGGCCAACAUCAUAAUAGGCGUACUAAGAGCGAUAUAUCUGACUUGCAAGACGGUGGUGAUUUUGUUCAGACUGGUCGUCCUUUUGGUGCAGCCUUAGAGUUCACUUCAAGUAUUUCACGUGGUAGAGUAUCAAUUGAAUACAGUUCUCGUGAAUCUUCUGUGAGUCUGGGAAGCUCAGAUGUGGGGUCAGAACGUGCAAAUAUGCAAUUAAGGACAAGUACUGGAGAUGGUUUUCGUCUUAGCAUUUCAAGCACUCCUAGCUCUUCAAGCCAAGGCUCUGGACCUGAUGAUAUAGAGUCACUAGGUGAUGUUUAUGUAUGGGGAGAGGUUUGGUCUGAUGGAGUUUCAACUGAUGGAUUUAUUAGCCCAUUUCCUGCAAAAAUUGAUGUGCUCACUCCUAAGCCUUUAGAAUCAAAUGUUGUUCUGGAUGUUCAUCAAAUUUCUUGUGGCGUUCGACAUGUUGCCCUUGUUACAAGGCAAGGUGAGGUUUUCACUUGGGGAGAGGAAGCUGGGGGUAGACUUGGUCAUGGAAUUGAUAAAGAUUUUAGUCGCCCUCACCUUGUUGAACAUCUAGCAGUUACUAAUGUUGAUUCAGUUGCAUGUGGUGAGUGUCAUACAUGUGCAGUGUCUACAUCUGGAGAUUUGUUUUCUUGGGGUGAUGGUUCCUAUAAUGCUGGGCUUCUUGGUCAUGGAACUGAUGUUAGCCAUUGGAUACCAAAAAGGGUGUCUGGUCCUUUGGAAGGGCUUCAAGUUCUCUCAGUUGCAUGUGGUAGAUGGCAUUCAGCAUUGGCAACUUCAAAUGGGAAACUGUUCACAUUUGGUGAUGGAUCAUUUGGUGUUUUAGGCCAUGGGGAUCGAGAAAGUGUUGCGUAUCCAAGGGAAGUUCAAUUAUUAAGUGGACUAAAAACUAUUAAAGUUGCAUGUGGAGUAUUACAUACCGCAGCUAUUGUAGAGGUUAUGAGCCAAUCCGGUGCAAAUAUAUCAAAUGUAUCAUCAAGGAAAUUAUUCACCUGGGGCGAUGGUGACAAAAACCGUUUGGGUCAUGGAAGCAAAGAAGCAUAUCUUCUUCCUACAUGUGUGUCUGGCCUUAUUGACUAUAACUUCCAUCAGAUUGCAUGUGGAUAUAAUAUCACUGUUGCCCUCACUACUUCAGGUCAUGUUUUUACAAUAGGAAGUACUGCAUACGGACAACUAGGCAGUCCACAUGCUGAUGGAAAGUUACCUUGGCUAGUACAAGAUAAAUUGGUUGGUGAAUUUGUUGAAGAAAUAUCUUGUGGGGCAUAUCAUGUUGCUGUCCUAACAUCGAGAAGUGAAGUAUUCACAUGGGGUAGAGGUGCAAAUGGGAGAUUGGGACAUGGAGACAUGGAAGAUCGAAGUUCCCCAACAUUGGUUGAAGCAUUGAAAGAUAGGCAUGUCAAAAAUAUUUCAUGUGGCUCAAAUUUCACUGCUAGUAUAUGCAUUCAUAAAUGGGUCUCUGGAGCAGACCAAUCAGUAUGUUCUGGUUGUCGGCAGGCAUUUGGUUUUACUAGAAAGAGGCACAAUUGUUAUAACUGUGGUCUAGUGCAUUGUCAUGCUUGUAGCUCAAAAAAAGCAUUAAGGGCGGCAUUGGCUCCGACUCCAGGCAAACCGCAUCGUGUGUGCGACUCUUGCUAUGCAAAACUUAAAGCUUCUGAGGCUGGCAAUGCCUCUAAUAUUAAUAGGAAAAUAGCAGCACCUCACCGCUCAAUUGACAUGAAGGAAAGGCCUGACAAAGGAGAGGCAAGAUCUUCGAGGAUUUUGGCACCACUGACCACAGAACCAGUCAAGUACCUUGAAGUCAAAUCAGUAAAAUAUGGGUCCAAAUAUGAUUCUCCUUCCAUCAUCAGAGCUUCACAAGUUCCAUCCCUUUUACAACUAAAAGAUAUCUCAUUUCCAAGUUCAUUAAGUGUUCUCCAAAAUGCGUUGAAGCCGGUUAUUUCCGCAGCACCACAACCUCCACUCUCUCCUCAACCAGUAAUCAACUCAAGACCUGCUUCUCCAUACUCACGGAGACCAAGCCCUCCACGAUCUGCCAUUCCUGUAUUUUCUAGGAGUGUCAUUGAUAGCCUCAAGAAGACAAAUGAAAUUUUAAACCAAGAAGUGUCUAAACUACAAAACCAAAUUAAGAGUUUGAAGCAGAAGUAUGAUGUUCGAGAUGUGGAGCUUCAAAAUUUGCGUAAAAAUGCUCAAGAAAUUGCUUCAUUGGCUACAAAGGAAUCUUCCAACUGUACAGUUGCGAAGGAAGUCAUCAUGUCUGUUGCAACACAGUUGAAUGAAAUGUCAAAGAAGUUACCUCCUGAGGUCCAUGAUUGCGAAACAUUCAAAGCUAUGAAUGCUCAAGUUGAAGCUUUUCUACAUACAGCUGGAACUGAAGCAUCUAAAGUUUCUUCAUCCUUAUUGGCAAAUUUGGAUUCUGAUCAACAAAAUACAGUAGGAAAAACUCCCUUAAUGCAAGAUCAUGGGAUGGAAGAUCAUUUAGAUGCUGUUGGAGCUGCUGAUCUAUCACAAAAUGGUGAAAGUAUACUUCAGGUUACUAGUAAAUUGCCUACUUCUGAUGCAAGAGUACCUCAACAAGGUACAGAAAUUAGCUCAAGGUUGCAUGAAGCAUCAAUAGUGAAGAAUGAUGGAGAGAAACAAAUUAUUGAGCAAUUUGAGCCCGGCGUUUAUGUAACUCUCAUUCAACUUCGCAAUGGAGUUAAGAUCUUCAAGCGCGUCCGAUUCAGCAAAAGAAGGUUCGACUCCCAUCAGGCAGAAGAAUGGUGGAAAGAGAACAAAGACAGGCUACUUAGGAAGUACACUCUCCCAUCAACGAGUGGUGUUCCAACCAUCACUCAAGCACGCGGUGAGGAAAAUGAAGAAGCAGCACCAUCUUCCCAAACAUAAUUUUGUAACUUAGUCUCCUAUCGAAAUGUAGAGAAUGGGUGGAAACCACAACCCCAUAUGGGACAACAUUUUGAAUAUGGUGAGCAUUUACCUUCUUGUGUUCAACAGAUUGCAGAAGUGGAGCAAAGGCUUUCACUUCUCAAUAAAAUAGGAAAAAAAUUUUGUAUUCCAUGUAUAGGAAAGAGAAUGGGCAAUAUAAAGAUCAUAUCAAAUAGGAGUCAUGCUUGGCUGUAAUUUUUUUAUUCAUAUUAUUCUUAGCUGUCGUUGUAUUGUUUAGGCAAAUGCUAAUUUUCAAUACUGUAUUUGUAUAGCAAACGAGCUUGACAUGUUUAAUGCUCUAACCUUCUAUUUACAAGCUUACUGAGCAUUCAAAAGUACAAUGUUUAACUAC